Molecule: messenger RNA, 606 nt
Organism: Aegilops tauschii subsp. strangulata
Lineage: Eukaryota; Viridiplantae; Streptophyta; Magnoliopsida; Poales; Poaceae
Source: RefSeq, a predicted model, not a curated record
AUGUCGCUACUGCAGUUGGACAAUCCUCAGCUCCAGGUACAACAACCCACCAUGAGGGAUGUCCCUAAAACCAUUGGCACCCAAACUCAGGAAAAGAAGAAUAGGAAGAAGCGAGCUUGUCUUCGAAAAACCGAGGACACAAGGUUGAAGAAGCUCAAGGCUAAACUACUUGUUCCUGAGGACCAAUUCAUUGCAUCCAAGUGCCUUCGUGAAUUCGACACUGCAUACCAGGAUGGCUCGCUCAAAACAAAGGAUCUCCUAUACUUCGCCAUCCCCCCAAAACAACAUUGGAUCGUGUGCUGCAUCAACCUUCUAUACAAACAGUCAACAUUUGUGACUCAGGUUACCAAUUUUGUGACACUUGCGGCACAUGCUAAAGCUUUCACAAAGUUGGAUUUCAUGAAGUUCACGUGUUUCAACCCUUCGGAAUGCCCCCAACAGAAAACACACUUUGAUUGUGGAAUAUUCGCAAUGCUCUUCAUGAAGCAAUGGGAUGGGAAGAAAAUGGCAGAAUUUUGCAAGGACACUUAUGACCAUCGCGCGCUUAUCACAGAAGAAAUCCUCACUUCACAACUCAACACCCAAGAUCCAAGCUGGGUAUACUGA